This is a messenger RNA of Vespa mandarinia (Asian giant hornet), 2407 nucleotides long. RefSeq names its product chymotrypsinogen A. Gene Ontology annotation, molecular function: serine-type endopeptidase activity. Gene Ontology annotation, biological process: proteolysis. Lineage: Eukaryota; Metazoa; Arthropoda; Insecta; Hymenoptera; Vespidae. The record is from RefSeq and is a predicted model, not a curated record.
UUAAAUAAAAGUUUGUACAAUCGCAUAUAGAAUCGGUUAAAUUUCGAUUGAUUUCGAAUGACCAUCGAUAGAAACAUAUAUACGAUGAAGAAGCAAUUUGUUCCGGUCACUUUGAUAGACAAAGAAUGGCGAAAAAACGGGGAUACUGUAUAGCAACUUUCGUGGCAAGAGCGAUAUUCAUUCCUUGCGAACUCGCAGUCUGCAUUCGUUCAGCACGAUCGCGGUGUGCUUUCAGACGCGCUCACUUUCUUCGAGUUCCUCCGCAGGAUCUCUCCUCAAACGAUUACGAGUAUUAUCUCUGCCUCUUUUCUCUCAUCAAAAUUUAAUCGUUUCUUUAAUGCCUCUGCUUCAGAUCGCAAAAAAUUAAUAAAAUUGUCGAAGAUGUUUUUCGAGUGCGUAUUACAAUGAAAACAAAAGUAACGAUAACAACGGCGAAAACAAGACAACAAUAACGAUAUGUAACGACGAAUCUGUAUUUAUUUCUAAUCGAUUGAAAGAAUCGUUAAACAAUUUCACGUGCAACGGACAUGAAUUAUUUGCGCUGUGGAUUCGUAGCGAUUCUUCUUUUCCUUUUCGCGAUGGUCGAUUGCACCAUGAUGAAAAUCAUUCGAGACGAUCAUUUAAAGUGCGGAUGUCCAGCAGCAUCUCAUAGGCAACCACGAUCCACAACUUCUGAGAAGAAUAAAGUAACAUCCACGACGUCGAUGACGUCCAAUCGACAAAUGGCUGUUUCUACAACUAUCUCUACGACGGGACGAAUCUUUAAUGGAAAACCCAGUAGAAGAGGAUCUUGGCCAUGGCAAGUCUCUCUGCAGCUACUACAUCCAAAAUUAGGUUUUAUCGGUCAUUGGUGCGGUGGAGUUCUCAUCGAUCCAAAAUGGGUCAUUACGGCAGCACACUGUAUCCACAACGAUCUCUUUAAUCUUCCAAUCGGUGCCUUAUGGACGGUUGUGGUCGGAGAAAGAGAAUUAGAUUCCGGUAGUCGUGGAUCAGCCAGAUUACCCGUCGAACAAGUGAUACUUCAUGAGAGAUUUAAUAAUUAUGUUCACGAUAUCGCUUUAAUGAAACUUGCUAGACCAGCGCCUCUUUCCAAAGUAGUGAAGACGAUAUGUCUUCCAGACGCGGAGGAAAAACUCGCGGACAGCAAUUGCGUAGCAUCCGGUUGGGGUCGUUAUGGACCUUCACCAUCUCUCUCGACUGCACUCCUCGAGGCUUCGGUACCAUUGUUAAAUCUCGAAGAGUGCUUACACGCUUACGGAAAAUCCGUUCCUAUUGUUAAUGGCCACUUGUGUGCUGGACACAUUGAUGGCUCUUCGGGAAGUUGUGUUGGAGAUUCUGGAGGCCCCCUACAAUGCCGUCGUUCAGACGGUGUUUGGCAAUUGGCCGGUGUUACUUCUUUUGGUUCUGGAUGUGCUAGACCAGGAUAUCCCGACGUUUACACCAGGAUACAACACUAUUUGAAUUGGAUAAGAAACAUUAUCGACAAUGAUAGCGACAUAUAGAUUAUUAUUCAUCGUGAUUGGAUUAUAUGAAAUUUAUCCCGCGCAAGCCAAAAGUGGAUCACGUGACCCUUACUGAUACGUCAUCGUAGUCGCGAAAGACAGAAAGGGACGCCAAGGGUAGAUUGGGAGCGGCGUGAAGAGGGAGGGUACGAACCAGCGACGACGCACGAAUACACUCCACCUCUCGCGUCCAUGGCGAGCGGUACAGUCGGGAGUGAGAGUGUACGUUCUCAAUCAGUAGGACACUUUCAUCGAGCGGAGGAAAGUGAGGGAGACCGUCAUUUCUUCGAGAAAACUUAGGUGGGAAAGAAAAAAAAGUGGUUAGAGACGAUUAGAUGGGGAAAGAGAAGUGAAAGACGAGAAUCGCGAGAAGAGAGUGUUCGGUAGAAAGAAGAAGAGAGGGAGAGAGAGAGCAUGGAGAAAGGGAGAGACAGUGUUGCAGUAACGUCGACUCAUCGUAAAAACAUGUUUCAAUUCCAAAAGAGAUCGUAGCUUGACUCUAUUACUUUCUCUUUCUUCCUUCCCCUUCUCUCCUUUUUUUUCUUUAUUUUCGUCGUCUUUCGAAUACCUAUAGGAUUCGAAUCGAGAUAUAUACGCGAGAAAGUAAAGAAGAAACGAGAAAUGCGAAGGAUAGAGACGCGACAUUGACCGCAGAAACAGGCAAGAAAAGGACGCGAAGGAAUAGAAUCGGUUUCUCAUCGUGGAAGGGAAGAAAAUGAUGACGACUGCACGUGCAGACGCGCUCAAUACGAAAAUGGAAAAAAGAAGGAACGAGAGGGAGACUCGAUGAAACAUUUCCUGAAACGGUAGACGGAAGAACGUCGCCGGGGGAAGCCUUUUAUUCCAAAGGGAGUCCCUCGGAAGGGAGAAAACGGACGCGCCGACUACUGCGACACGAAGUAAGA